AAGUUAUUGGAGCAAAAUGGUUACCGUGGAUGAAGUUCGCAAGGCUCAGCGUGCUGAAGGCACUGCCACAAUCAUGGCAAUUGGAACAGCAAAUCCUCCACAUUUCUAUGAUCAAACCACAUACCCAGACACUUACUUUCGUAUGACAAAUACCGAGCACAUGACCCACGUCAAGAACAAAAUGCAGCGCAUGUGUGAUAAAACCACAAUAAAAAAGCGACACAUUUGCACAACCGAAGACAUUAUAAAAGAAAAUCCAAACAUUAAUACAUAUAAGGCACCUUCACUGGAUACUAGGCAAGACAUGGCAGCAACAUUGAUACCAGAGUUAGGCAAGGAAGCUGCAACUAAGGCCAUUGAAGAAUGGGGCCAACCCAAGUCAAAAAUCACUCACCUAAUUUGUUGUAGCACAAUGGGGCCAUUCAUGCCUGGGUAUGACUACCAAAUCGUUCAACUCUUGGGACUUGAUCUAUCUGUAAAGCGAGUCAUGUUAUACCAGCAAGGUUGUAAUGGAGGUGGUACCAUACUUCGUAUCGCUAAAGACCUAGCUGAGAAUAGUAGAGGUGCCCGUGUCCUUAUUGUAUGCACUGAAAUAACUAUCGUUGGCUUCCAUUCGCCUACUGAAACCGAUGUUGAUGUUCUUGUAAGUCAUUCUCUAUUUGCGGAUGGCUCUGCUGCGCUUAUAGUUGGUGCAGAUCCGAUUCCUGGUCUUGAAAAUCCCAUCUUUGAACUUAUCUCUACAGCCCCUACAUUAGUACCUAAUUGUCCUGGGGCUAUUUGUGGAAGUAUACGUGAGCAUGGGCUUACAAUUCAUAUUGGGAAGGAAGUUCCUGACCUUAUCUCAAACCAUAUUGAGAAGAGACUAAUUGAUGCAUUCUACCCUUUAGGUGUCACAGAUUGGAACUCAAUCUUUUGGGCUGCUCAUCCUGGUGGUCCUGCGAUUUUGGACCAAGUGGAAGCCAAGUUGGGUCUUAAACCUGAGAAGUUACGUGCAACUAGGCAGGUGCUUGCUGAGUACGGUAAUAUGUCGAGUGUAACUGUAUUGUUUGUUUUGGAUGAAGUAAGAAAGAAGUCAAUUGAAGAUGGGUUGAAAACCACAGGAGAAGGGUUGGAAUGGGGGGUACUUUUCGGGUUUGGUCCUGGGCUUACUAUCGAGACUUUGGUCUUGCACAGUGUUAACAUUGCUUAGAGGAUCGAUCCUCUAAUUGAUUUACUUUGC
Messenger RNA from Mangifera indica (mango), 1219 nucleotides. RefSeq names its product chalcone synthase 1-like. The record is from RefSeq and is a predicted model, not a curated record. NCBI's taxonomy places the organism in Eukaryota, Viridiplantae, Streptophyta, Magnoliopsida, Sapindales, Anacardiaceae. Gene Ontology annotation, molecular function: acyltransferase activity, transferring groups other than amino-acyl groups. Gene Ontology annotation, biological process: polyketide biosynthetic process. The transcript is spliced from 2 exons. The coding region runs from base 17 to 1189 and encodes 390 amino acids.